CGGCGGGCGCGUGCGGGUCGGGGGCGCCGCAGCCCCCAGCCCGGGCGGAGCGCGGGGCCGGGCCGGGCCGGGGCCACCGGCGGCCGAUGUCCGUGCUGCACGGGCGCCUGCGGCGGCGCGCCGAUGUAGCUGGGAAGGCUUUGGGACUGUGGUGUAGGUCUCGGGGCAGAGCCUGCUGGAGGCACUGGAAGUGGAUUGGUUCCUGGUCAUGCCCGGUGGAAGGAGGGGACCCAGUCGGCAGCAGCUAAGCCGUUCAGCUUUGCCUUCUCUGCAGACUCUGGUUGGGGGGAGCUGUGGCAAUGGCACUGGUCUGAGGAACAGGAAUGGUAGUGCCAUCAGCCUUUCUGCUCCUCCAAUCACAGCCCUGAUCACCCCAGAACCUGUGCGUCACUGCCGGAUCCCUGAGUUGCCACUGGAUGGCAGCCUUCUCUUCGAGUUUCUCUUCUUCAUCUACCUGCUGGUGGCCCUCUUUAUUCAGUACAUCAAUAUCUACAAGACCGUCUGGUGGUAUCCGUACAGUCACCCUGCCUCCUGCACCUCUCUGAAUUUCCACCUCAUUGACUACCAUUUGGCAGCAUUCAUCACGGUGAUGCUGGCACGGAGGCUCGUGUGGGCCCUCAUCUCUGAGGCUGGGGCUGACAAGUCUUUCUCCUGGGUUCUGAAUUCACAGGCCUCUCAGAUGGGUGCAACGUCAGUGAUUCACUACAUGGUGCUGAUCAUGGUGCGUCUGGUGCUGCUCACCUUGUGUGGAUGGGUGCUCUGUUGGACUCUGGUGAAUCUCUUCCGCAGCCACUCAGUCCUUAACCUCCUCUUCUUGGGCUACCCGUUUGGUGUAUACGUCCCACUGUGCUGCUUCCACCAAGACAGCAGAGCACAGCCCCUGCCGACAGACUGUGGCUACUUGGUGCAGGACCAGAUGGUGGAUGAUGGGGCUGCAGGGGUCGGCAGCUUGGUCAAAUCCAAAGACUUCUUCUCCCUCUUGCGGGAGUCCCUGAAAGAACAGUUCAAUAACCCUACAUCUAUCCCCACCCACAGCUGCCCCCUUUCCCCAGAUCUUAUCCGCAAUGAGGUGGAGUGCCUGAAAGCUGACUUCAACCGCAGAAUCAAGGAGGUCCUCUUCAACUCCCUCUUCAGUGCCUACUACGUGGCAUUCCUGCCACUGUGCUUUGUGAAGAGCACCCAGUACUAUGACAUGCGGUGGUCCUGCGAGCACCUCAUCAUGGUGUGGAUCAACGCCUUCGUCAUGCUCACCACACAGCUGUUGCCCCCCAAGUACUGCGACCUGCUGCACAGAUCAGCUGCUCACCUGGGCAAGUGGCAGAAGCUGGAGCACGGCUCCUAUAGCAAUGCCCCGCAGCACAUCUGGUCUGAAAACACCAUAUGGCCACAGGGCGUCCUGGUGCGACACAGCCGGUGCUUAUACAAGGCAGUUGGGCCUUACAAUGUUGCGGUGCCUUCGGAUGUCUCCCACGCCCGCUUUUAUUUCCUCUUUCACCGUCCAUUACGGCUACUCAACCUGCUGAUCCUCAUCGAAGGCAGUGUGGUCUGCUACCAGCUGUACUCACUGUUGCGCUCAGAGAAGUGGAACCACACACUCUCCAUGGCGCUUAUCCUCUUCUGCAACUACUAUGUCUUAUUUAAGCUCCUCCGGGACCGGAUAGUAUUAGGCAGAGCAUAUUCAUACCCUCUCAACAGCUAUGGACUCAAGGCACAUUAACCUGCCACCAGCGCCUCGGGGUAGGGAGGGGACCUCAGAAAAAAAUAUUUUCGUACAGUUCUAUUUUUUUCUUGCGAUGUUUAUAAAUAUUUAAAAUAUUUUA
Messenger RNA from Alligator mississippiensis (American alligator), 1820 nucleotides. It is a transcript of the gene TMEM39A, whose product is annotated as transmembrane protein 39A. The record is from RefSeq and is a predicted model, not a curated record. The transcript is spliced from 9 exons. Gene Ontology annotation, cellular component: endoplasmic reticulum membrane. Bases 209 to 1717 code for a protein of 502 amino acids. NCBI's taxonomy places the organism in Eukaryota, Metazoa, Chordata, Crocodylia, Alligatoridae. Gene Ontology annotation, biological process: negative regulation of autophagosome maturation; negative regulation of autophagosome assembly.